This is a messenger RNA of Cylas formicarius (sweet potato weevil), 1803 nucleotides long. RefSeq names its product aarF domain-containing kinase 1 (gene Adck1). Bases 169 to 1701 code for a protein of 510 amino acids. NCBI's taxonomy places the organism in Eukaryota, Metazoa, Arthropoda, Insecta, Coleoptera, Brentidae. Gene Ontology annotation, biological process: lipid homeostasis; mitochondrion organization. Gene Ontology annotation, cellular component: mitochondrial inner membrane. The transcript has 6 exons. The record is from RefSeq and is a predicted model, not a curated record.
UAUCAAAAUUCACGUUUCUUCUGUCGUUCGAUUGAAUCAAAAUGCAGGAUGGGAAAGAGAAAGUAUUUGAAAUUAGAAAUUUGGCACCUAAGUCCAUAGUCUGAAACAAAAGGUUUGCACAUACGACGUCUGCCGUUUUGUAUCGCACAGGAAGGUUACUUUUUCAAGAUGAUUAGAAUAAGGCCCUUGGUAAAAUACUGUAUAAUUGGGGGUGCGGUAGCCAGUACAGCAUUAAGUUUGAAAUGCAACCAAUACGAAUGGGAUUCUAUUGGAAUUGUCAGGUUUAGUAGGGCUGUUGUCACAGUGUUUAACAUAGGGGUUAUAUAUAAAAGAGACUUAUAUGGUAGAGGUCUAAAUAAACAGUCCAAAGAGUACAAAGAUCUCAAGUCAGUGUGUCAUAAACGCUGUGCCAAUAAAUUACUUGAUUUGUGUUGCACAAAUAGGGGUGUAUAUAUAAAAGUGGGCCAACAUAUUGCUGCACUUGACUAUUUGCUGCCUUCAGAGUAUGUGCAGACAAUGAAAGUGUUGCAUAGUGAGGCACCAGCAACAGAUGUGGAGGAUAUUAUCCAAGUAUUGAAGGAAGAUUUGAAACAGGAUCCUUAUGCAAUUUUUGAUAGUAUCAGUGCUGAACCUUUGGGAACUGCUUCACUUGCACAGGUGCACAAAGCAGUUCAUAAAGAUGGUUCCAUGUGGGCAAUAAAGGUGCAGCAUCCUUAUGUUCAGGGAAACUCCAGAAUUGAUAUGAAAACCAUGGAAUAUUUGGUUAAACUGAUGAGUUGGGUGUUUCCAGAAUUUAAAUUUCAGUGGUUGGUUGAUGAAUCCAAGAAAAAUAUUCCCCAAGAAUUAAAUUUUGUAUUGGAGGGACAAAACGCUGAGAAAAUAGCAAAGUUGUUCGAAAAAAUAGGUUGGCUAAAGAUUCCUAAAAUAAGAUGGGAUUUGACAACUCCAAGAGUGCUAACAAUGGAAUUUGUGGAAGGGGGCCAAGUUAAUGAUUUAAAAUAUAUUCAGAGCAAUGACAUUGAUGCAUGUGAGGUCUCAGACAAACUUGGUAAAUUGUAUGCAGAAAUGAUUUUUAUCCAUGGUUUUGUCCACAGUGAUCCACACCCAGGGAAUAUUUUGGUUCAAAAGAAUCAAUCAGGUGGUUGCAAUAUAGUACUUCUAGAUCAUGGUCUCUAUGCAAAUCUCAGUGAUGAAUUUCGAAUAAAUUACGCAAAUUUAUGGCUUAGCAUAUUAGACAGAGACAGAAAGUCUAUGAGAUUAUAUAGUAAAAAGUUAGGUAUUGAAGGAGAUGCUUAUGGUUUGUUUGCCUGUAUGGUUACGGGUCGUACAUGGGAUACCAUUUUGAAGGGCAUUGAUAGGCAUACUAUUUCCAAAAAUGAAAAAGAUUUCAUGAGGCAGAACUUCACUGGCAUAUUGCCCCAAAUCUCUUCAGUUUUGGAGAAUGUAAAUCGGCAGAUGCUGCUUAUAUUAAAAACUAAUGAUCUUAUGCGAGGAAUAGAACACACUCUUCGAACUGGCGCUAGAAUGGGAGCUUUCAGGGUGAUGUCGCAGUGUUGUGUCCAUUCUGUAUAUAAUCAAAAAUAUCAGAAAUGCAAAAACAGCAUUGAUAGGAUUAAAAUCACCUUAGCAGAAUUUUGGGCUCUGCUUAAAAUUAAAAUAUACUAUACCUUUCUAAAUCUAAGACACAUAUCAGGAAUUUGAUAUUAUCUGUGCACUUGUCCAGUACCAAAUAAGUCUAAUGAUGCAGUUGUAAACAAGAAAUUCCUAGUUAGUAAGUUUUAAAAAUGUUUAUUCCUUAUUUGA